Acyrthosiphon pisum (pea aphid) is the source of this 1111-nucleotide messenger RNA. RefSeq lists its product as uncharacterized. Lineage: Eukaryota; Metazoa; Arthropoda; Insecta; Hemiptera; Aphididae. The record is from RefSeq and is marked predicted.
AGUCGUACACGGCACAUUGCGUCUUAAGUUUUUUUCAAAAACUCUGAAUACGGUUAUAAGGUGCAAUUCGUUUGUGCCCUUCCUUUGUGCCGCACCGACAACGCCAUAAUAGCCGUUCGCCAGUAACAUCAGUUCAAUAUCGAAUUUAUGACAUUUUCGAAUUUGUCGGUACUUAACUACUAACUAUAUUAGAAAUUAUUGCAAAAUAACCAUGUGGAUUAAUUAUAUUGCAUACACUUUGAUAAGUAUAGUCAAUGUGUAUUGUAUAUCUACAUUUACGACAGUUACAUCCAGCAAAACAGAUAAUGCUGUAUUCAUAUACCCAGGACAAGACAAAAGUGAACGAGACUUAGGCAUUUGUGAACAACAUAGUGUGUGUAAUAUUGUACACCUUAGGUUUUGGUUUCCAAAUCAAGUUGAACGUUUAUGUAAAUGCCCAAACCGUGAAGAAUGCCCAUGGAAGUGGAGCACAGAUGAUAAUCUUAGUAUGCCAUUAGAUAACCGUUCACAACUAAAGUUUUGUAAACCUAUUAACGAACUGCCUGACUGUACAAUGAAAUCCGAUGAAUCUAUAACGAUUAUAAAAAGCAGAGAGGAUAACAAUGUUCAAAUAAAAGCCAAAGUCCACUGCAAUUGCCCACAUCACACAACUUGGGCAUUAAUAAAACAUGAACAAAAAGAACAACAUAAUGAAACUACUGAUAUAAGUUACGUUGAAGAUUUAUUUAAAUGUAAAAAGUUGAAGGAUUGCAAUACUGGUGAAUUUUGUGGAUUUAUAAGAACUGACUACUACUCUACAUACACUAAAUGCACUUGUCCAUAUGGUCACCUGUGUUUACACAAAGAUAGACAAGAAAGUACAACAUAUGAAAUGUUAUUUUAUGGAACAUCAUAUCGAGCGGAAUGUACAUUGUUAAGUACUGAAGUCUGAAGAUGUUUUUAUUGCUCAAAUCAACUAUUUUAUAAUGUACUUAAAGAGACUAAUUUUUAAUGUAAUCAAUGUCUGUAUGAAUCAAUUAAUCCGAAUUAAAAAAAAAAUUAUUUGAUUUAAUAAUUAUUAUUAAGUUUUAAGUAAAUUGUAUGAAGACUUUUUAAAUAUAAAACUAACCUG